CAGUGUGUAUAUAGUUUCUGUUUCCUUCUUUCUGUGUCGGUUCAUUAUGCCACGUUAUAUUGUGAUACCAAUGUGUUUUCUUUUAUGGAUUCUGAAUUGAAGCAAUCCUCUCAAAGUGCAAAUGGAGCCUGUGCCCCUCUUUGGCUUCGAUUAACCAGUGGCAGCUCAGGUUGUUUCCAUUACUGUGGUUGCUGACAGAUGGAGGAGGAGACAGAAUCCGGCCCACUGUUGCAUUACGAAUCCACCCUCCACAAGACACAGCUAAGAAAACAAUACUCACAUUAAUGUUUAAAAAACAGCAAAUUAACAAUCACACUGUUAACACGUUAUUCAACUGACCGACACACUGAGGCUCCGGAGUGCUCCAAUGUGGUUGUGUGGUGUUCACACAGGUAGCCAACUCAUGGCCGCGGACCUGGAAACCUGGAUCACAGUGGAAGUGAGCCUGACCUCCUGGAUGGAUGUCUGUCACUGUCACUCCGCCGCUCUCAGGAGACUGAGGGAACUGGCAGGACAGCAGGAAGGCUGUAGGAGGGAUCACAGCUGCAAGUGUUUUGUGGUCUCAAAAAAAGGAUGCACUGGUCAAUGAACACACUGCCCCUGCCUCCGUAUGUUGAGCUGGGCGUCCAUUCACUGAGCGGCCUUCUGUGGACUCUGCUGCUGCUUUUUCUGUGGCACUGUUAUCGGAUGGGCUCCGACCUGCCGAUCCCAGGCCACACACAUGCCGGAAAGUUGAAGUCAGGCUCGAGGCGAUCCAUGAUGUCCCGCAGUGGUAGCUGUGCUGGAACCAAGUGUAACGCACGAUCCAAGCUGUCAAGAAGUGAUCCGAUUACUCCCUUUAUUUCCAUGGAAACAGAGGAUGAUGAGGAGCAGGGACAGGCCUACCUCACCCCAGUGCUGAGUCAUGCCUUGUUCCCAGCUCAGGCCUCUGCAGAAGCCAAGAAACUGUACGGAGCUCUGCAAGAGUACGCCAAGCGCUACAGCUGGGUGGGCAUGGGCCGCAUUCAUAAGGGCCUCCGUGAGCAGAUAAGACUGAAUGAUCACUCCACCAUACAGAAGCCUCAUCUCUUCUUCCUCCCAGAUGUCCCAAGUGUUCCUUUCUUCCCACGUGAUGCUCAUCGACACGACAUUGAGGUCUUAGAAGCCAACUACUCUGUAAUUUUGGCUGAAUUCAAGGCUGUUUAUCAGCGGGGCAUCGACUCAAAACUGGGCUGGACCUGUUUGGGACCAAAGGGCCAGGCAGUGUUCCCUCUGUACAGUGCAGGCGUCUGUGUGGCAGGUAACUGUCGCUCUUGUCCCUACACAUACCGCACACUUCUCUCUCUUCGUACAUUUAUAAGCAGCAACUCGUUGGGAUCUGCUGGAUUUUGGCUGCUGGGGCCCGGGACUACGUUGGGGUGUUCAUACGGACCCACAAACACACGCCUGCGUUGUCAUCUCGGUCUGCAGACUCCACCCUCAUGUGAGCUGGUGGUGGGAGGAGAGCCUCAGUGCUGGUCAGAGGGACACUGCCUCCUGGUCGAUGACUCCUUCCUUCACACCGUCUCUCACAAGGGGCCCUCGGACGCUGGACCUCGAGUCAUUCUGAGUGUGGAUCUCUGGCACCCAAAUGUGGCUGCAGCAGAGAGACAAGCUUUGGACUUCAUGUUCAAUCCUGACUGCUGAAUUUACCGCUGUACUUCCAAAAUACAACAAGCAGGGAUGCCUUACUUUAGCCCUGCUUGCUGUGGGUCAUGCAUCUCAUUCCAGUCGAUGAAUCACUGUGUGAAUCUCUGACCUAAGAGUUACACAAGCCAUUAGCCACACUUUCAGGUGGUGUUGGAUUUAUGGUCUACACCGGCAAGUGCCACAUGAAUGCAGUACGGACGAUGUUAGACGAUGCAAGUUUGGCUUCAAACUACAAACUGACAUCGUCUGAAAGCACAAGGAUAUGAAACCUAUGAAGAGCAGAUCUGGUGUUGUAAAUCUUGUCGUAUAUCGUAUAUUAUGCUCGUGAAUGCUUCCUGCAUGUGAAACCUCUCUGUCCUGAUUACUGGACUCGCAUGUUCUCAUAUGCCUUCAGGAAGGACAGGCUGUUAAAGUCUCAGUGUUUAUUUUGACUUUUAGGUGGAUUAUUAACGACUCAGCCAAAAAAACUGUGAAAAAAGUACGAAUCAUAUUUAUGAAGAUUUACAUUUAUUUUUGUUCCCACAAUGGAUGCCAAACUUAUAAAAACAUUUGCAUACUGUGGUUAUUCUCUCUUUUCCUUUGUAUAAAGCUCUAUG
Notolabrus celidotus (New Zealand spotty) is the source of this 2264-nucleotide messenger RNA. It is a transcript of the gene asphd1, whose product is annotated as aspartate beta-hydroxylase domain containing 1. Bases 574 to 1665 code for a protein of 363 amino acids. The record is from RefSeq and is a predicted model, not a curated record. The transcript is spliced from 7 exons. NCBI's taxonomy places the organism in Eukaryota, Metazoa, Chordata, Actinopteri, Labriformes, Labridae.